Messenger RNA from Knipowitschia caucasica, 1920 nucleotides. The record is from the annotation of a GenBank genome assembly. Lineage: Eukaryota; Metazoa; Chordata; Actinopteri; Gobiiformes; Gobiidae.
AUGGGCAUUAGGUUACCAGACGAGGCAAAGGUGCUCCACCCUCCAGGGAUCGUGAACAGAAACUCGGUGUGGCUCGCCGGUAUCGGCUGGUGCACAGCUAUGUUUCACAACGGAAUAAACCAUAGGCCGCCGCUGAAGUCAGGUGUGCAUCGACAGGCUCUCCUGGCUACUAUUGGUUGGUUCAUUGGCUAUCAUUUGACUAAAAUUGAGAACUACACCUACGCAAAACGUGACCAUGAGAUGUUCGGUUAUGUUAAUCUUCAUCCAGAGAACUUUGCACCAAAGGAGAAGAAGACCAUGGCUGAAAUCGUUGAACCCUUUCAUCCUAGAGCAGCAUCUACUACCACAAGUUCUCGGAACAGCUCUCACUCUCGCCGCUAUCGCACACGGGCCUCAAACUCUGAGGUCGACGAGAGCUUGUUUGGGAAACCUGCAAGUAAAUCAGAAAUCCCAAAUAAAGACAAACGUGGUAAAUCAGCGCCCAAUCCAAGAAAUCAGACGAAAAAUCACAACAAAAAUGGUGAAACCCUUCAAAUCAUCACCAAGGACCUUAUUCGAGAAGUCAGGGUCCCAUGUAAGGAUCCUUCCGGAAAAUCAACAAUUCUACCUGCAUCUGUGUUGAACCAGAGUCUUCGGGUUCUGACCAGUGAAGAGAUUCAAACCAUUAAGGAAGCUUCGCUAAAAAAGAAAGAAGCCGAAAUUGCAGCAGCAGAAGAGAAAAGGCGAAUGAUCAUUGAGGCAGAUUUGUCCAAACUGGCAAAUCCAACACUGACAGAAGAAGAACUAGAGGCCCGGGAGCGCACACAGCGUCUGCUGGACCAGGCCCACUCCCUCAGGAUGGAGCAGGAGGACGAGAUCAAAGUCCUCAACAGACUGAUUCUAGAGGUAAAGUGUCAAGCCUCCAGAGAUGCUCAGAUGCAGGAGAAAGCUGAGAUCCAAUUGGAGUUGAGUGAAGAAGAAAGACGUCUGGAUGCCAUGAUGGAGGUGGAGCGGCGCAAGGCCCUGGAGACGAUAGAGAAGAUCGACGAGCUGCGCAAGAUGCAACGAUACAGAGGAAUGCAAGAAGUCUGCGAUCAAAUCAGAGAGCGAGACGAGGAGCGUCAGUUUGAAAGUGAAAUGAAAGAGUUGGAGAAACUGAAGCUUCGAGAGAAUCUGGAGAUGAUGAACUCAGAGGACCGUCAGGCUUUGGAGAGGAAGAAGAAGGAACAGGAGCAGCUUCAGGAGGAGAUCAAGAGAAUCAACACUGAGACUCUGAGAGCAAAAGAAAAGCGGAGAGAGGAGGAGCAGCUCGCAGACUUAAGAGCACUGGAGUACAUCAAACAAAAAAUGGAACGUGAAGCCAAACAUGAAGCAGAGCAAAAACGUCUGAAGAAAGAAAAGGAAUUGGAAAUUGCCAGGUUGAGGGCACGGCAAGAGAAAGCUAAAGAUUAUCAAGCUGAGCAGGAUGAAAUACGAGCACGAAGAAAUCAGGAAUUUAUGGACAGAGAGUGGAGACGAAAAGAGAAAGAAUUGGCACGAAAGAAAUCCCAGGAGCAGGACAUGCUGAAGGCUGCCAGGGCUGAGCAGGUGCACUACAAAGAACAUUUCCAGUCGAUCGAGGCUGGCCGGGAAAAGGCCGAGUUCGAGAGAGUUCUCAGAGCACAACAAGAGGCGAUCGUCAAAGAAAAGCAGGAAGAGGAGAAGUUACAAUCAAAACUGCUGAGAAAUGCAGAGGUCCUCCGUCAGCAGGUGAGAGAGCGCGAGCUGUCGGCCGUGGCCAAACGCAAGCAAAAGUUCAAAGACUCAGAGAGGCUGAGUGAGGAGGCGCGGCUGCGGAGACUGAGGCUCGGGGAGAUCAAGGAAAAGAAGCUGAACGAGCUCAGGGCGACCGGCCUCUGUGAGAAGUACUGCAGUGAGGUGCAGAGGAAAGCAGGGUUUUGA